AUGGGGAAAAAGUACUUUGGCCUUCGUGGCAAUAGUCUCAACUGGGCCGUGGGCCUCAUCGCUGGAUGUGAUUUCCUGCUUUUCGGAUAUGAUCAGGGUGUGAUGGGCGGCAUCUUGACGAUGCACCAAUUCCUCGACGCCUUCCCGUCCAUCAACCCGGACGACCCAGCCAUCCAAUCUGACACCGCGCUGAAGUCCCAGCGAUCAACCUCGCAGGGCAUUUCCGUCGCGGCGUACAACCUCGGAUGCUUCCUUGGGGCCGUUAUCAGCAUCUUCAUCUCCAAUCCACUGGGUCGCAAGAAGAUGAUCAUCCUCGGCACACUCAUCAUGGUCGUGGGCGCGGCACUGCAGGCCAGUGCAACCACGCUGCCACACCUGAUCGUCGGACGUAUCAUCACGGGCAUCGGAAACGGGGCCAACACGUCGACGGUGCCAACCUGGCAGUCGGAGACGUCGCGCUCGCACAAACGCGGGAAGCUAGUUAUGAUCGAAGGCGCCCUGAUCACCUGCGGUAUCAUGAUAUCCUACUGGAUCGAUCUGGGCUUCAGUUUUAUCGAGAGCAGCGUCGCAUGGCGGUUCCCGCUCGCCUUCCAGAUCGUCUUCUGUCUGUUCAUCCUGGCGUUCAUAUCGGGCCUACCUGAGUCGCCGCGAUGGCUGAUUCUGAAGAACCGCGAAGAUGAGGCUCGCGAGGUGCUCGCGGCGUUAGCCGAUGCGCCAAUCGACUCCAAGGAGGUUAACAAUGAGUUCAUCGCUAUCAAGGACACUGUCAUCGAGAUGUCCAAGGGUACUUUUGCGGAUCUCUUCAAGAUGACAAAGGAUAGGGAGCUUCAUCGCACUAUACUGGCCUAUUCGAAUCAGAUGUUCCAGCAGAUCUCCGGCAUCAACCUAAUCACCUACUAUGCCCCGGUGAUCUAUGCUGGCUUAGGUAUGAAUGCUUUUAUGGCAAGACUGCUGGCCGCGAUCAACGGCACGGAGUACUUCAUCGCUUCCUGGCCCGCCGUAUUCCUGGUCGAGCGCGUCGGCCGGAGGAAGCUCAUGCUCUUCGGUGCGGCAGGCCAGGCUGCCUCGAUGGCGAUUCUGGCCGCCACGAACUCGCAGGAGGACAACAAGCAAGCCCAGGCUGCCGCCAUCGCCUUCCUCUUCAUAUUCAACACCUUCUUUGCCAUUGGUUGGCUGGGCAUGACCUGGUUGUAUCCCGCCGAGAUUGUGCCUCUCCGGAUCCGCGCCCCGGCAAAUGCGCUCUCGACGUCUGGGAACUGGAUCUUCAACUUCCUCGUCGUCAUGAUCACGCCCAUCGCCUUCAACAGCAUCGGCUACCAGACGUACAUCAUUUUCGCCGUGAUCAACGCGUUCAUGGUUCCUAGCGUCUACUUCUUCUACCCAGAAACCGCGUACAGGUCGCUCGAGGAGAUGGACACCAUCUUCCAUAAGAGCUCAGCGGGGCUCAAGGGCUACUUCGACGUCGUGCACGUCGCCAGGCGCGAGCCUCAGCGCUACGGCAAGAAUGGCGAGCUGCUCAUCGCGUACGAGGAGACGGACGAGCGUAAGGCGCAUUUGCCGCUCCAUACCGAGCAUCGAGAGGUUGGGUCGAGCGAGGCGGUUAGCAGUGAUGCUGAAAAGAGGGUUGGGGUUGUGGGCGACCAGGUUGCAGCUAAGGAUGCUUGA
Molecule: messenger RNA, 1665 nt
Organism: Anthostomella pinea
Lineage: Eukaryota; Fungi; Ascomycota; Sordariomycetes; Xylariales; Xylariaceae
Source: the annotation of a GenBank genome assembly